AAUAAUUCAGAAACUGAAAGCAUUUUAAGGGAACACUAGUAACAACUGCUUGCCGACAGUUGAGAGAGCUUAGAUGAGACGCAGGCAUCUUUGAAAGACACACACUGGAAAACUUUCUUUUUUUUUUUAAUGUUAAAAAGAUUUUAUUAUCAGAGUUUGGAAGACAGAGGACUCACCCUGGCGUGCCCCGCGGUGACCCUGGGGCUCCGUCGGGGGUGGUGCCCCCGAGGGGACGUGAUCGGUGGAGGGUUCCCCCCGGCAUGAGUUGGGACAGGCACUCGCCGGGCAUCCGUCCCUGAGGCCCUCUGUGUGCUGGCUCUGGGGUCAAUGGGACAAUGCUCUCCGGGGGGGCCUCUCGUGAGGUCUGAUGCUCCGCCCUGGGGGGUGCACGUAUUUCCUAGGCCUAGGAGUGUUGGACUACCGGAGGCUGGGCACCAACUUCAGGGACUACGCCAUUGUGUUCACCCAGCUAGAGUUCAAGGACGAGGCGUUCAACACCGUGGAGCUGUACAGCCGGACAGAGCUGGCCAGUCAGGAGGCCCUGCACCUCUUUGCUAGGUGGAGCCAGUCCUGGGCUUCCUGUCUCAGCAGCAGGCCACAUUGAGGCCGGACCAUGAGGGUCACCCGAUGCCCACGGGCCCCUGACUGACUUCUGU
Molecule: messenger RNA, 656 nt
Organism: Callorhinus ursinus (northern fur seal)
Lineage: Eukaryota; Metazoa; Chordata; Mammalia; Carnivora; Otariidae
Source: RefSeq, a predicted model, not a curated record